Messenger RNA from Loa loa (African eye worm), 759 nucleotides. RefSeq lists its product as hypothetical. NCBI's taxonomy places the organism in Eukaryota, Metazoa, Nematoda, Chromadorea, Rhabditida, Onchocercidae. The transcript has 3 exons. The coding region runs from base 148 to 495 and encodes 115 amino acids. The record is from RefSeq and is a predicted model, not a curated record. Gene Ontology annotation, biological process: protein stabilization; negative regulation of apoptotic process.
CUUCUCAACAGGCAAGUCUGUUUCUCGGUGGCGCUUUCGUGCUUUAGAAGUUGUUCGAUUGAAUUAUCGGAGUAAUUAGAGGUAAUUUAGUGGAAGUGCGGGAGGGUUGGUGUUGAUUGUUGACUAAUUAAUAAGGUGGUUGCAGAGAUGAGAGCGAAGGAGAAGGACGAGCAAAAUGGAAUCGAGGAUCAAUCUGAUCGAGUGGCUAAAGAUACAUCGAAAAGUAAGGACUGGGCUGCGGCUGAUCUUGAAAAGGUCACUGAUUUCAAUGAAGACAACGACAUCGGUCGAGAAGUGUCGAAUGAGAAACUCGACAGCUUGAUUUGUGGACCCAGUGGACCGUUAAGAGAAAGUGGGAAAGUGGUCAGUGUGAGGAAAGAGGACGUACUGCUUAUCAUGGAUGAAUUGGAAUUGCCAAGAAUUCGUGCUGAGAAAAAGCUGAUUGAGCACAAUGGCGAUAUCAUAGCUGCAACAAAGGAUCUUCUGGGCUUCUGAAACUGUCGAAAAUUUAAACAGAAACAGUGCUGCUUAUUAUGUCAUAUCAAUUGGGAUUGAUUAAGCUGCUUGAAACAAUUUAUUCCUCGAAUACUUUGAAAUGAACCCAGUGUAUGGAACUUACAAUACGUCGCAACUUCCAAACAGUGGACUGUUAGUUCUUUUGUCACUGCAAUGUCUCAUUUUUACAGAGAAAGGGGUUCUAUGUUCCAAAGAUCCGACACAUUUGCCCAAAUAUAGCUGUAACCUUACAAAAGCAUUCCC